GAGCCCGGACCCGGAGCCCGGAGCCCGGAGCUCGGACCCGCACCCCGCAGCCCGGACCCGCACCCCGCACCCCGCACCCCGCACCCCGCAGCCCGCAGCCCGCAGCCCGCGAUGCGCGGCGGCCAUGGCGGGGCUCGGGCGGCCGUGCGCGCUGCUGCUGGGCCUGGCGCUGCUGCUGCCCGCCGCCCGGCCCGGCCGCUCCGACCUCAGCCUCAUCCGCCCGCGCCCGCCGCCCGGCCCCGACCCGGACCGGGACCAGAACCCGGACCAGGACCCGCCCGCGGCCUCCGCCUCCCCGUCCCCGGCGCCAGGGCCGGCGUUCUCGCUGAAGGUGCAGGUGAAUGACGUGGUCAGCCGCCAGCCGCUGCAUCGGGCGGCCGUCGAGGUGUUCGUCAACCACACGAGGACCAUCGCCACGGUGACGGGCGGCCGGGGCGCCGCGCUGCUCCGCGUGCCCUUCGCGCCCGGCCUGGGCCUCACCGUCCUGGCCCACAAGCUGGGCUACGUGCUGGCCCCGCUGGCCUGGCGGCCCGGCCGCAUGCCCAUCUACUCGUCGCUGACCCUCUCGCUGUUCCCGCAAAGCCCGGCGAACAUCUGGCUGUUUGACGACACCGUUCUGAUCACCGGAAAGCUGGCCGAGGCCAAGUCCCAGCCCCGCGUCCAGUUUGCCAAAGCCUCCAUCGCCCUCCCGGACAGCCACCACUUCAGCAACGUGACGGGCUACCUGACGGUGCUGCGGCAGUUCCUGAGGACGGGCGGCGCCCCGUACGCGGCCGGAGUCACGCUGAGCAAAGCAGGUUUCGAGAGCAUCGAGCUGACGCCCCUGGCCGCGGUGUGUGUGAAGAUGUACUCGGGGGGCCGGGAGCUCCAGGUGGCCGGCUCCGUGCAGCUCUCGCUCCCCCUCCUCCACACCCAGGACGUGCGGGCGGGGGACCACGUGCCCGCCUGGACCUUCGACAUGGACACAGGCGCCUGGGUCAGCCAUGGCCGGGGGACGGUCAGGGAGGCCGACAGCCACUUAGUGUGGACGUACGACGCACCGCACCUGGGCUACUGGAUGGCGGCACCCCUCCCGGGAACGCGAGGCCCGGGCGCUGGUGGAGAGCCCGGGGACAUGGCUGCCUACCACACGGCGUUCCUGACGGCCAUCCUGGGGGGCACCGUCGUCAUCGUCGUCGGCUUCUUCGCGGUGCUGCUGUGCUACUGCAGGGACAGGUGUGGGCCCCCCCAGAAGAGAGACAGGACCAUCACCAAGCUGGAGGCCCUCCGCAGGGACCAGACCACGUCGACCACGCACAUCCACCACAUCGGCUCCGUCCAGGCCGCCCUGAGGGCCGAGGACCGGGCCGCGCCCCGCGGCGCCAGGAGCCCCGCGCGCAGCCCGCAGCGGCCCGGCCCAGAGGGGCGCCUGGCCGUGGUGAGGACCCAGGACCAUUUCAGACUCUACGGGGAGGACGUCUCCUUCCUGUCCGCCCGCCCCAAGGCGUGCCCCGGAGCCCCCACGCCGGCCCCGGAGCCCCCGCGGGGGGACGCCCCGGAGGAGGCGCUGAGGCUCCUGGCGGGCCCCCCGGAGGGGUACGCGGAGGGGUACGCGGAGGGGUACGGGCUCCCCGAGCCGCUGCUGCACCUGUACCGCCCCCCGCUGGCCCUGCUGCGCAGCGCGGACCUGCUGGCCCCGGAGCCGCGCCCGGAGGCCAAGGCGGCCACGCUGCCCCGGAAGGGCGAGCCGGGCGGCCGCGGGCCCUUCGCCCAGACGCUGCCCACGGCGCCCGGGCGCCCGCCCGCCGGCCCGGAGGAGGGCGCGCCCCGCGGGGGCCCGCCGAGCCCGCCGCCCGGCGCCGCCUGGGCGCGCUACCCGCGCAGCCUGCUGGAGUCCGUGUCGGUGCCGGGCACGCUGAGCCGCGCCGUGGUGGUGGCGCCCCUGGCGGCCGCCGAGCUGCAGGGCGUGUCGGAGCAGACGCUGCGGGAGCUGAGCCGCGCCCGGCCCUGCCCGCACCCGCGCGCCUGGUUCGUGUCCCUGGACGGCACGCCCGUGGCGCCCGUGCGCCACUCCUUCAUCGACCUGCGGCGCGGCCGGCGCGGCCGGGGCCACGACCACGACGCCAGCCUGGACUCGGGCGUGGACCUGCGGGAGCCGCCGGCCCGCCGCCCGGAGCGGGAGCGGGAGCGCACCUUCCUGCGCGGCGCCCGCCCCGGCCCCGCCGACCCCGACCUGAGCUCCAGCGAGAGCGGCACGGCCGUGUGCUCGCCCGAGGACCCCGCGCCGGAGCCCGCCGGCCCCGGGCACCCCGGCCCCGGGCACCCCGGCCCCGGGCACCCCGGCCCCGGGCACCCCGGCCCCGGGCGGGACCCGGGGGCCGGCGCCUCGCCCACCGGGAAGCGCGGCCGCCCGCCCCUGGCCAAGCGGGACGGCAAGGCCAGCAUCUGGAGGAAGCGGGAGGAGCGCCCGCUGCUCCCCAUCAACUAGCCCGGCCCGGGCUGGCUGGGGCCCCGCCGCACGCGGGGCUCAUUCUCCUGCCUUUUCUGGGGACGUGACCGCAACCCAGGGUCAUGCCGUCCACCGGAAUCCAACCCGCGCCUUCCAGUCCGCAGGCCGACGCUCUGUCCACGGAGCCGCACCGGCUUCCGCUCCUCCUGGUUUCCGGUGUAAGGUGCAGCAGGAACUUUUGUUUUAAAUAUGUCUUUAUUGAUCUCAGAGAGGAAGGGAGAGGGAGAGGGCCAUCCAUGGCCCGCCCGCCUCCUGCGCGCCCGUCUGGGGAUGGAGCCACAGCCCGGGCUGUGCCCUGACCCCUGGUUCGAGGUCAGCGCCCACCGCUGAGCCGCCGGCCGGUCCAACGUGAACUGAGGCGAGGCCGCCGGCCCCGCGGGCCUGAGCGGAGGGGACGGAAGCGGACUCCGCGGAGGGCGGUGCCGGGACCUGCGGCCCCUCCUUCUCUGUCCGGGCUGCGGUGGAGCAGACGCGCGUCCAGGGCGCGGAGCAGCCCCGCGGGGCACCUCGUCUGGGAAGGUGGGCUGGCAGCCUCCCCGCCGGCUCCCUCAGGAGGGCGCUGUGCAACGGCACCCAGGCUGCUGCCCUGGGGAGGGCGCCCCGCGCGGAGGGUGUCCCGUGCAGCCGGGGGGGAAGCCAUGCCCGGGCGUCCUCGUGUGAAAUCUCCGCUCUGUGCCCACCGCCCGCCCUGCACACCGCGGGCCAGUGGCCCGGAUGGAUGUCUUUCUAGAGGUCAGAGGCCACACAGCCUGUUUGUGUUGUGGCUGCAAACAGCACGUAUAUUGUGUCAACCUCCAGCCAACCCCACACGCACCUGCGAUGGCCAAGAAGCCCCUUGGUUGCUAGAGAGGAAAAGUCCAGAGCCAGCGGGGAGGUGAGGAUUGUUAUUUAGAAACCUGAGAAGUGGAUGCUCCGACGUCACAUUUUUAUUUUAAAGUCCCCUUUUUCUUCCCUCAAAAGUGAAAUGAGCUUAGCGGUCCAUGAAACUUCACACCGAUCCAGAGAGAGACCCCACCGAACGUACCUUUAGUUUCAACUCUGAUACAUGGAAGCUAACAUCAGUUCUAAGGCAUGCCUUUUAUUGACAAAAACUCUGACACUAAAAUGCUAUUAAACUUGACUUAAAAAAAAUCAAUGAUGUUUUUUAUGAACAUUAAAAAAUUAACAGAGUGUGUGGAACUAGAGGAAAUAAAUUGCAGUUUUUUAAAAAUACAUUUUAUUGCUUUUUUACAGAGAGGA
Pipistrellus kuhlii (Kuhl's pipistrelle) is the source of this 3727-nucleotide messenger RNA. RefSeq names its product family with sequence similarity 171 member B (gene FAM171B). The record is from RefSeq and is a predicted model, not a curated record. Lineage: Eukaryota; Metazoa; Chordata; Mammalia; Chiroptera; Vespertilionidae. The transcript is spliced from 9 exons. Bases 125 to 2467 code for a protein of 780 amino acids.